Messenger RNA from Lucilia sericata (common green bottle fly), 647 nucleotides. RefSeq lists its product as uncharacterized. The record is from RefSeq and is a predicted model, not a curated record. Bases 124 to 504 code for a protein of 126 amino acids. Lineage: Eukaryota; Metazoa; Arthropoda; Insecta; Diptera; Calliphoridae. The transcript is spliced from 3 exons.
CUAGACUGUGGAAAAACUCUUUAUUGAAUUCUUAAAUUUAGUUUAAUUUUGUCGCUGCAACUUAAAACAUAUAGUAAUUUAUUUGUAUUUAAAGAAAUUAAAAAAAAAGAAAUAUUUGAAAAUAUGCCGCUUAAAUGGAAUUUUGUGUUUGUGUUUUUUAUAAUUUUAAAUAUUUUUCUGCACAAAACAGAGGCUUAUCAGGCGCUUUUGCCACCAGGCGAAGAUGGCAAGUGCACUUAUCGCGGCGAUAAACUGGAAGUGGGUAAACAUUCCGGCUCAGCACCCUGUCAGAGUUUAACAUGUCAGGAGGAUGGCUCAACAUUAGUAGAGGGUUGCGGUAAGCUAUGGAUACAAAACUGUAAUCGUGGAGAACGUGUAGCAGCCGAUAAACCCUAUCCGGAAUGCUGUAAAUUGGUGUAUAAAUGCAAAAAUCCUGACGGCUCUUCCUAUUAUAUAGAACGGGAUGCUGCUGAAUAUCAACUAAAAACUGAAAAUUCUACGUAGUUUUGAGUUACUCUCAAUACUUAAAUGAAAAUUUCUUAGGUUUUAAUGUUUUAAUUAGUAGUUUUUAGUUGUAUUUUUGUAUUUAUUUUUAUUUUCUUAAUAUUGACAAAAAGCUGAAACCAAAAUAUACUGAAAAAAUGGGA